Messenger RNA from Brassica napus (rape), 1694 nucleotides. Its product is annotated as magnesium transporter MRS2-3. Gene Ontology annotation, biological process: magnesium ion transport. The transcript is spliced from 6 exons. The record is from RefSeq and is a predicted model, not a curated record. NCBI's taxonomy places the organism in Eukaryota, Viridiplantae, Streptophyta, Magnoliopsida, Brassicales, Brassicaceae. Gene Ontology annotation, molecular function: magnesium ion transmembrane transporter activity. Bases 64 to 1521 code for a protein of 485 amino acids.
CCAAUUUGAGAAUCAUCGCCAUCGGAACUUCACAGUGAUCAUCACAAUCAUCGUAACGCCGCCAUGAGAGGCCCUAGGCCGGAAGAUUUCGAGACGAAUCCAUCCACGCCGAUCACCGGCCAACCGACGCCGACGUACCCGGCCGGCGCCCGGAAGAAAGGCGUGGGCGUGAGGACAUGGCUGGUGCUCUGCGCGAGAGGCCAGGCGCAGACGACGGAAGUCGGAAAACACGCCAUCAUGCGGCGAACGGGGCUACCGGCGCGAGAUCUUCGGAUCCUCGAUCCGCUCCUGUCGUAUCCGUCGACUGUGCUGGGUAGAGAGAGAGCGAUUGUGAUCAAUCUGGAGCAUAUCAAGGCGAUCAUCACGGCUCAGGAGGUUUUGCUGCUUAAUUCGAAGGAUCCUUCUGUGGCGCCGUUUAUCGAUGAGUUGCAGAGGAGGAUUCUCUGUCACUAUCGCGCUACUAAGCCUAAGGAGGAAGAGAACUAUGAGGGAGAGACUCGUAUGAGUAUGGAUCAACCGCAAGGAGGAGGAGAUGGGACGCCAUUAUUAUUUGGGGAACAAGGGGAUGAAGCCAAGAAGGAUGCGAAGCAAAGCCUUGAGAAUCAAGAUGGAUCCAAGGUUCUUCCUUUUGAGUUUGUUGCUCUUGAAGCUUGUCUUGAAGCUGCAUCCAGCAGUUUGGAAAGUGAGGCCGUAAGAUUGGAGUUAGAGGCUCAUCCAGCCUUGGAUAAGCUUACUUCGAAGAUCAGUACCCUCAACUUGGAGCGGGUUCGACAGAUUAAGAGCAGGCUUGUUGCAAUAACUGGACGUGUUCAGAAGGUUAGGGACGAGCUAGAACAUCUGCUAGACGACGAUGAAGAUAUGGCUGAGAUGUAUCUUACAGAGAAGUUAGCUCAGAAACUUGAGAAUUCGUCAGCUUCCUCUAUGAAUGAGAGUGAUACUGUCGAGGUUGAUCUUCCUGAGGGAGACGAGGAUGACAGGCUUCCCGCGGAAUCUGCUUCGGAAUCUAACAGAGAUGAAAGCUACCUUCGAGCAAAUGAUGACGCCCACGAUCUUCUUAUGAGUACUCAUAGCGCACUUAGCAGAAACAGCCGUGGGACUCAUACUAGCUCAACCAGGAGUGCCAUGACCAACAAGUUCGACGUGGAAGAACUUGAAAUGCUUCUGGAAGCAUAUUUCGUGCAGAUCGAUGGUGAUAAUUGUGCGGUUGUGUUGUUUGAAUGGGGGAAAAAAAAGCUAAGGGAGUACGUGGAUGACACAGAGGACUACAUCAACAUAAUGCUAGAUGACAAACAGAAUCAUCUGCUGCAAAUGGGUGUGAUGCUAACGACAGCAACUCUGGUGAUGAGUGCAUUUAUCGCUGUAGCUGGAGUGUUCGGGAUGAACAUUACCAUAGAGCUGUUCAAGGAUGAGAAAGCUGGUCCGACGAGAUUUGCGUGGACUGUGAUUGGAGGUUUUAUCGGGAGUAUAUUCCUCUAUGUUGGUGCCAUCGGGUGGUGGAAGCAGAAACGCUUGCUUGAAUGACUCCAACCAACCAAGCAAAGCAUAUUGGGAAGAAUGAUGUCUCUUACCAAAAUAUUUGUACACUAACGAGAUUUUAUGGGUGGGGGGUUUUAAUUUUCUAUUACUGAGAAUAAUGUCCCUUACUAUAUUUGCAUAGUUAAAUUAUAAAACAGAGCAAAUUGGAAAUUACACUA